This is a messenger RNA of Cotesia congregata, 1571 nucleotides long. Lineage: Eukaryota; Metazoa; Arthropoda; Insecta; Hymenoptera; Braconidae. The record is from the annotation of a GenBank genome assembly.
AUGAGUAAAAAAAGACAUGGAUUAUCAAAAGAGGAAAUUGCUAAGCAAUUUAUGCUACCAGAGAGAAAAAGUAAAAUAGCAACUUUAUUAAAACAAGAUGGGCAAGCUUAUUGUAUUUGUCGCAGUUCUGACAGUUCUCGGUGCGAUGCCUGUGAAGAAUGGUACCAUGGAGAUUGCAUUAAUAUUACUGAAAAAGAUGCUAAAUAUAUUAAACAAUUUUUUUGUGUGCGGUGCAGAGAAGAAGACUCGACAUUAAUAACCCGCUACAAGCCUCGUAAAACCGAGCAAGAAGACCGAAGGUUCAAAAAGUACCGCCACAAAGACGGCAGAACCCCCGGAACGGGAACCGGAACCGGCCGGGGGUACGAGUACGACGAGCCGUGGGCAGAAGAGGCUCUGAUAGUAAAAAAACCUCAAUCAAAGCGCUGCGGAGAGUGCAGCGGUUGCUUAAGAACCGAGAACUGCGGCAAGUGCGACCCCUGCCGGCAUUUAAAAAAAUUCGGGCUCUCAGUUCGGCUUAAGCUUCGCUGCAUCCAGCGAACUUGCCGUUCCAUUGGCGCAAUCCCGCUAAAACCUUCUAAAAGCCUGAACCGCUCGGAGAAACCUAGCAAGAAGCGCAAGCGCGACUCUAGUAAUGAAAGAGAGCAGCUUUAUAAUUUAUACGAGACUCCUAGGCAAUGCUACGGCCCAGCUUGUACUAGGCAAUCUAGGGUGGGCAGCAAAUACUGCUCGGAUGAGUGUGGGAUAAAAUUAGCGACCAAUAGGAUUUAUCAGGUGCUGCCACAGAGGAUUCAAGAGUGGUCACUGACAUCUUGCGUCGCUGAGCAGAACAAUCAGCACUCUCUUGAGUCCAUUAGGAAGCAGCAGCAGGAUGUCAGGGUUAUUCUUCAGGAGUUGGAUAAGAGACAUGCAGAAUUGGAUAGAAUUGUAGAGAGAGCUAAGAAUGCAACAAUUGAUCCUAAUUUUGAGAUUGAUGAUAAUGAUGACACUGAGAUGAGCAUGUAUUGCAUCACUUGUGGGCAUGAGAUUCAUUCAAGGACUGCUAUUAAACAUAUGGAGAAUACGAAUCUCAAGCAUCAUUCGGUUCAAUCUUCAAAACCCGAAUUGAAGGUCAAGUGAUGUUCUGCGAUUUCUUCAACCCAAUAAACCGAACGUACUGCAAGCGCCUGCGUGUCCUCUGUCCCGAGCACUGCAAGGACCCAAAAGUGAGCGACACGGAGGUCUGUGGCUGCCCUCUAGUGACGAAUGUCUUCGACACUACCGGGGAAUUCUGCCGAGCACCGAAGAAGAGCUGCGUUAAGCACUAUGUGUGGGAAAAGCUGCGCAGGGCGGAAAUAGACAUGGAACGCGUCAGACAAUGGUUGAAGAUUGACGAACUGGUGGAACAGGAACGCCAAAUCCGUUCCAAUAUGGCGACUAGAGCAGGGGUUCUCGCGCUGAUGCUCCACUCAACGUAUAAUCACGAGUUGAUGGAACAAAUGACUCAGGAGCAGAACCGGGAACAGUUACAAGCCAUGGAGGAGGAGCUUGAGAGGAGGUACAGUCAAUUUAAUCAACGGAAAGUUAAUUAA